UUCAGUCCUACGAGCUCCGUCACCGACUCCAUUUUGUGAAGGCUGCAGAGGCUGAGCGUCGUCCCCGUGAAAGGCAGAAACCCAGAACCGACAGAAAGAGUCAAAGUAAGCCGAGGAUCCGCUCGCUAACCAACUUAUCGCCCGAAAGGAAAGCAAAUCUUAUCGUAUGUCCAAUCUCGAGAACCUCAGAGAUUUUGACCCCUUUGCUGAUGCAACUAAGGGUGAUGACAAGCUCCCAGCCGGGACAGACGAUUACAUCCAUAUAAGAAUCCAGCAGCGGAACGGCAGGAAGACCCUCACCACUGUCCAGGGCAUUGCCGCUGACUAUGACAAGAAGAAGCUAGUCAAGGCCUUCAAGAAGAAAUUUGCUUGCAAUGGUACAGUGAUUGAGCAUCCAGAGUAUGGUGAAGUGAUCCAGCUCCAGGGGGACCAGCGUAAGAAUAUCUGCGCAUUUAUCUUGGAGGUCAACCUGGCCAAGGAGGAGCAGCUCAAAGUCCAUGGCUUUUAGGAGCUAGCAGCCCCAUCCCCCUUCUCUCCUGGAAGGCCAUUAAACACCCCCUCCCCUUCCCUCCUCCUCUCCUAUGUGCUGCUGUUGCUCUUCCUGUCCCCCCACCUCCCUUGCAGCCCCAACAGCUCCUAUUAGCUAACACGUGAAUUACCUCUGACAAACAUGGGACUCUUUGACACCAUCAACCCUCUACAACACCAGGGGACAGGCUCGCUCUCACAAAGACACACCACUGCAGCUCCACACAACAUCAGGGAUGAGUGGUGAUGACCCUCCAACACACACACUUCCUCCUUCCUUUUCCCCCUCAACUGUUAAUUUCCUUUUUUUAAUUUUACUUUUUAGGUUCUUGUGCCUCUCAAAUGUGGCACCGUUCUAUGUAACUUUUUUGUUUUGUACUUAAAGGUGUUUAAAUAAAAUGAGUGUCCAUAUGUUGAAGUGGAGUGGUGUCCUGUGGAAUUGGGUGGGGAGAGGGUGUGGAAAAGAUGUCAUAGACCUAAUACCGGUGUUUGUGGCAGACGUGGGUGAUCUUUGAGAAACAGAUGCUGCAAGUGGGAGGAAGAGAAGUUUGCGCUAUGAUUUGGGAAAUUGCUAAUUUAAGUGACUUCCCUCUUUUCAGUAUCCCACUUUUUUCAUACCCAGCAGCCUGCUUUCAGAUUAGAGAGCAGUUUUUGUAAAGAGUAAGUACAUCUGCAUCAUCCUGUCCAGCAAACUGUGCUUCUGCUCCUACUUGAUGACAGAUUUUUACCUAUUUUAUUUUGCUGCCAACACAAGUAUUAAAAGUAAACGGUUGCUCGGAGGUGGUCUUACUUUGGGCAAAGUGAGGCCUGUUGUGUGGCCUGUGGUUAUGGACACUUGAAUCUUUAAUUUUCAGGACUGUAAUGCAAUAAUUUAUAAAUGUCAACUAAGAUGAAGAUACGCUUAAGUAAUACAACAACAAAGCCAUGGCCAGGUCAUACUGUGCUCCUGUGACUGAAGGUUAUGGAAAGCAAGCCUGUUUUGAAAAAUCCAUAUUUGGUUCAAUAAAAUUUCUGCAGUUGAA
Molecule: messenger RNA, 1550 nt
Organism: Notolabrus celidotus (New Zealand spotty)
Lineage: Eukaryota; Metazoa; Chordata; Actinopteri; Labriformes; Labridae
Product: eukaryotic translation initiation factor 1b
Exons: 4
Coding region: 167-508 (113 amino acids)
Biological process (GO): translational initiation
Cellular component (GO): eukaryotic 43S preinitiation complex
Molecular function (GO): ribosomal small subunit binding; translation initiation factor activity; RNA binding
Source: RefSeq, a predicted model, not a curated record